AACGAAACCGCGCAUCGUAAUUAAUUCGCCGCUUCGCCUCGGACGAGUUUGCCGGAUGCCGGUCCGGAGUCACGGUGCCGCAUGCUUCCAACGGCACUUACAAUGCAGAUCCCAUGUCGCGUUCACCUGAUUGGAGGUGCGAUGCAGACUUUCCGUCUCAUGCAUUCUCCCGCAGCUACAAAUAGUCUCGGCCGCCUGGUGUUGAACCAGUAGAUGACGUUAGUUGCUGUCACAUUGCCCUUUCAUUUUCUCCUGUGCCGUCAAGAUGAAAAUUCCAACGACUACCCUGGCAACACUGCUUUCGGGCGCAUCGGCCACUAUCUAUUACGCUGGUGUCGCAGAGUCCAGUGGUGAAUUUGGUGUAUGGUCUGCCACGGCUACACCUGGAACGGGCCUGCCUGGACGCUUUGGUGUCGAUUAUGCCUUCAUCAACGAGGCGGCAGUCGACGUUGAAGUAGACCAAAACCAUCUUAAUCUUUUCCGUAUCGCCUUCUUGCUGGAGCGUAUGUGUCCGCCAGCGACAGGACUAGGAGCUGUGUUCAACGAGACGCACUUCGACUACUUCAAGCAAGCAGUUGAUUACGUCACGACCACCAAGGGCGCGUACGCAAUUCUCGACCCGCACAACUAUAUGCGCUACAACGAUCCGAGCUCUCAACCUUUCUCAGGAAGCGUUAUCGGUAACACGACGGACCCAACCGCUGCAACAACAGCGCAGUUUGGUGAGUUCUGGGGCGAGCUUGCCUCCCGAUUUGCCGACAAUGAGCGCGUCAUCUUCGGACUCAUGAACGAGCCACAUGACAUGGCUACAUCGCUUGUUUUGGCGAACAAUCAAGCAGCAAUCGAUGCCAUUCGUGCUGCAAACGCCAGCAACCUGAUCAUCAUGCCUGGUAACAGCUGGACAGGUGGACAUGCGUGGACCGAAGGUAGCGACCCUAGUUCGGCCCUCCUGAACCAGUUCAAGGAUCCUCUGAAUAACACGGCCAUUGAUAUCCACCAGUAUCUCGACUACGACUUCUCAGGUGGCCACUUGGAAUGUGUUUCUGAUCCGGCGACCAACUUGGAUGAUCUGACUGCUUGGCUAAAGGAAAACAACCUGAAGGCCUUCAUUACUGAGUUUGGUGGUUCCAAUUCGACUUCCUGCCAGGAGAUGAUUCCUGAGAUGAUCAAAUACAUGGCCGACAACGCCGAGUACAUUGGCUGGACAGCAUGGGCAGCCGGCCCGUUCUGGGGGCCCAACAGCCCCUGCUGCACCAACUCGACGCAGCUCGGUUCCCUAGAACCUGGUAGCACAUCUGCCGACGGCAGCCCAGGACUCUACGACACUGUUUGGUUGAAGCUGAUCCAGCCUCUUGUCCCGACGGCGCUGCAGUGGAGCGGUCCCGCAAGUGUCUUCGGUGGCGAGGUGACCACCAAGUUGUAAAAGCAGGUUACUCAGACCUUCCGGUCUGAAUUAUGUAAAUAGGUCUUUUAGAUAAAAAUAUAUUUUCUCAAGUCCACGAACUU
Molecule: messenger RNA, 1506 nt
Organism: Truncatella angustata
Lineage: Eukaryota; Fungi; Ascomycota; Sordariomycetes; Amphisphaeriales; Sporocadaceae
Product: endoglucanase 1
Exons: 3
Coding region: 266-1423 (385 amino acids)
Biological process (GO): glucan catabolic process
Molecular function (GO): hydrolase activity, hydrolyzing O-glycosyl compounds
Source: RefSeq, a predicted model, not a curated record